CCUCUGAAGCCCUGCACUGUCCCUGCCAAUGCGGCCCGCCCCGACCGCUUUGACUGGCUCAUCGCCUUCACCCCAGAAACAGAGGAGCUGAGGAAGAGCACCAGUGGGGUUAUCCCACCAAGGGCACCAUUGGGGUCAAAGGUCACAACCUUCAAAGAGCUGCGCAACCGAAGCAAGCAGAGCUCCCAGGCUGUUUAUGCUGAGCCAGAGCCAGACCUGAGCAUAGUAACACCAGACCCGGACUUCCUGUACAACUUGAAGUGGAGGAGGCAAAAGCAAGGCGGGGACGACACGCAGUGGGAAUACACCUCUCAGGCUGAGGCCUGCCUCCUGAUGCCGCCACCCACUCCCGCCUCACUGUCCCUCUUCAGGGAGAUGCGUCACCUGACCCUAGAGGGGGACGGCCAGGCAGAGCCCCACCCCUCGCAGCGGAUUGGCUGCUCCAUCAGUGCGGGGAACCUGUGGAAUAUGGGACGUGAACGGGAGGGGGAUGGGCAACAGAGGGAAGAAGAAGAUGAAGAGGAAGAGCAGGUGAGAGGAAGAGCAGAUGGAGGGAGAACCUUGGAAUCCAGAACUACAGCGGUUCGCAGUCUCUCAUUCGCUGGUUCCGUGCAAAGGGCUGGGGCCUGGAUGGGCGAUGAUGAUGAUGCAAGCUUUGCCUUGAAAGGUGUAGGCCUGUCCUCUCAAUGCCUGCAAGAGAAAAGAGCUCUGGUCAGUGCGGUCAGUUUGGCAGUGGAGGCCAUCUUGGCUCAGUUCAGCUCCUCCAGGACCUUGGUGCAGAAGUCCCUGUUGGUAGAUAAGGCACUCUCUGGGGAUAGUAGUAUAAACCCUGCUCUGGGCCGUCUGGUACUGCAGUGCCUUUGCCCAGCCCUCCGCACCCUGCUGUCCGAUGGACUCAAGCCCCACCAAAGUGACCUGAUUGCAGGCAGAAGGCCAAAUUCACCUUGGGGACUCGUGCAGGCCUCCACCAAGCCAGGCCCCAGUACUCAGGGCCUGCACAGUCUGCAGUGUAGAGUGGCCGAGCUGCCCCAGCUGAGGCAGAGUCGGCACAGGUUCAACUCCUUCCUGCUCGGCCUCCUCAACAUCAAACUGCUUGAUUACUGGAUCUCUCACCUGCAGACAUGUAGUGAUGUGUUGUUGACAUACUAUCGACCAAACUCCUUCAUGAGGUUGUCUCUCACUUCCUGUCAGCCUCUCUUUGAGGAGCUCCUCCUCCUGCUACAACCUCUGUCCCUCUUGACCUUUAAUCUUGACCUGCUGUUCCAACACCACCACCUUGACCCCGCCUCCCCUGCUGACACUCCAGCCAAUCACAGCCCAGACUUACACAGCCCACCCAAUCAAGACCUGGGCUUCAGGGUCUCUUCCCAGGGCUUGUUCCUGGGGCGUCGCCUGGAGAGUGUGUUAGAGCACGAUGUAGGAAGGCUAGAAUCCGACACAGCCAAUCAGAGCAAAGCUCUCUCAAGCUUGUCCAAGCCAUUGGCUGGAGGGGUAGUCCAGUCAGCCAGUCGUGGCCCUGUGCCUGUCUUGCCGUUUGCCAGUCACGGAGAGACGAGCCCUCAACUUCAGUGGGUACGGGAGAAAGGCAUAGCGCCACCUCUAGAUGACAGUGGGCACAACCUGUCCCAGCAGGCAGGGCAGGCCAUCCAGCAGGGCUGGGGGGCAGUGGUCCGCUGGGGGGAGCGCCUGGGACAGAAUCUGAGCUCUUUGGGCUCCUCCAACUCAGAGGCUUCUGAGGAUGUGACCACAGGGAUGUCCCCAGACACCCGCAGAGAGCCAGGCGUCCUCCGCUCCCACCCCCAGGAGGAGGUCUCUCCCUGGGCCAGCAGCGUGGCCGUGCCCUGGGGGCUGGAGAGGCUGUUUGGAGCCUCUAAGAGUCCCUCCAACCCUCCAUCACUUACCACACAGGCCAGGCGUCCGUCUCAGUGGUUGGCUCCCGGUGUGUCUGUCCUCACACGCAUGGUCAGCAGCCACCAGCCCGCUCUGCCCGACAGGAUCCAUGUGGAGACAAAGACAACGAACCCCGCUGAGAAGGAGAGACAAGAAACUCAAGACAAACCAAAAGGCACCAGGGCAGUGCGAACACUUUGUGACCAUUCAGGCUCAGGGGCGGAGCUGAGUUUCCAAAAGGGGGAGGAGCUCAUUGUACUUGGAAGCGUGGACCAAGAUUGGAUUCGUUGUCGUCAAGGAGAGAAGGAGGGGCUUGUGCCCAUUGGUUACGCCUCUCUCAUCUUGUGACCUCUUUAAUUAUCUUCUGAUCAAUUAAGGUCAAAAAGGUGAAGACCUGAAAAGAAAAAUAAAUAAUAAAGAGAAAAAGAAACGAAUAUGAAAUGUAGUAGAUUAGUAGCUUGUAGAUGUUUAAUGUUAAUCUCCUAUCCCAGUUGCCUGGUUCGUGAUAUGUAAGAUGUUUAUGCUAAUGUUGGCAUUUGGCUUAAAUAAGGUUGAAAACACAUACUGUAUAAAUUAUACAUAUACAUAUAUACUAUAUGAAUAUAGAUUGAUUUUCCAAGAUAGAUAGACGGAUAGAUAAACAAGAAAAACUAUUGUUAAACUAUUGGUAUGCAGUUAUUUAGUAAUAAUGUAAAAAUUUAAAACAUCCUUAGAAGAUACUGACACAUUGUAAGUCCCUAAAAACGACAAAAAAUAAUAAAGCUAGAUUUAAAAAAGGUUAUACAUAUACAAAAAAUACUUAUAAAGGAAGGUAUUUGGCAAAUGCACAAAUCACUACCAAUUUAGAUAUUAGCCAGUGAAUGCAACUUCAAAAUAUGCACAGAGUGAACAAAAUGCAAUGCACUUAACAGAUAAUAAUGGACAGACCCUUAGACGUCUGUCUGAGUACUUAGGGCAACUCUUUUCUGUCUCUCUUUUCUCUCUCUCUCUCUCUCUCUGAAAACAAAAAAAUCUCUCGCUUGUUCAAGUCCCUCUAAGGAAGCAACGUGUUUGUGACCCUAUUGUAUGCCUGGUAAUCUGUUUAAUCUGCCAAACCUCCCAAAUUAAUAAUUUAAAAAGUAUCUAAAUAAGUACCUAAAUACAACACACAAAUGCUAUGGCAAGUCAUUAUCUAAAUGUGUCUUCCCCAAAGCACCUCCAUUGCAUCAUAUUAUUUGUCAUUAUUGUUAUACUCAGUAGAAGUAGUACUACAGGAUGGUGGUGUGAUGGUGUGUCCUCAUGUUAAUCCUCAACAAUCUUUUAAUUAGUAUGAUUGUUCGAUAGCACUGUAGGCUUGAUAUUGAUGACUAUGCAUAUGCCGUACUGUACGAUACACAUGGCUUGGGUAGCCCUCUGUUUUCAUGUUUUGAUCAUUGUGAUUGACGUCUUUUAUUAGUUAAAUUCGUUAGUUUUUGAUAUUUUGGAUAAAGUGAUGAAGUCUGAAGCUGCAUGGCACACUAUCAGGUCCUGCCGUUCAUCAACCUUUGCACUGAGAAGAACAGGUUCAUUGGGAGAACCCUUGACUGUUCUGUUUGGAAUCUAUAUGGAUUGCACUUAAACCUUCUGGUGAAACAUUUGUAUCAAAAACAAUCUUUUUCAUAGCUUCUAAGCAGAACCUUUAUGGGUUCUUAGUAGAAAGUUGUAUCAGUUAUUCCAACUUAUCCUUAUUGAAUAACACCUAGAGGACUUUACUUAGAACCCCAUGCUGAAAGCUUCUUUGUAGAUCAUAUUUCAUCCAUAAACUUUGUAGUUAAGAACCCAUGACGCUGUAAGGGUUAUAGGUGCAGCUUUGAGAGGCCUUUGUGUGGAGUUGUGCCGAGCGUGGAACACACAUGCUCACCUCUACCAUGUAACAGCAUCAGCUGGAUCUGCGGACAACUGAUUUAAGCCAACCCCUGCAAAGCCCUCGUGCCACGCCAACUCCUCUCUCUCUAUCUCAAGCCUCCAUCGACCUGCUCUAAGUCUGCUGCUGAUGCACUCCUUUCUUUACCACAGCCUUGGUUUAUCAGGAAAGGUGUGUGAUGUGGAUUCAGUCCAUACUAAUUGGGGGGUAUCUGAGGCCCAGCUGAGCUCAGUGACCCCUCCAGGCUAGAUACUCCACAGUCAGGGAUGCAGCAGAGGGGAAGUCGGGUCGGGGACCCUGAAAGAUUCGGGGGGCCCUGCACUGGAUAGGGGCUCAGGGACGCCAGGCAGGCCGCAUAGAUUUUUGCGCUUUACUCGAGAAGUUGAGAUUUCUACAGGAUCACCAGGAUUAGCUAGCUAGCUAUGGCCCUGAUUACACUUGAUGUCAUAUAACCAAAGCAUGGUGCCAACAUGUCCAUACAGAAUUUUGUCUGCUUAUCUCCCAAAAAAUUAUAAUAAAUGACAAAUAAAUAAACAACAAGGAUAGAAGAAACAUAACGUUCUAGUAGCUACAUCAGGCACGGGUGUGAUUGAGUAUGUAACACUGUGUAUUUCUUAUUUGAAAUGUAUGCUUUUCAUUUGCAUUUCAGUGAAAGAAUUUACAAGACCUGACAAUUAGACAACAACUGUGUCAAGUACGCAUCAGAGUAAAUCCUGAGUUUCAGGAGCUGUAGUCUUCAUCCAGGAAGUGAGGAAGGAAAUGCAGAGGAAGGGUGCUGAGGAUCAGGGAAUACUUGGGUUCUUGUUUAAGGUGUUGAUUGUAUUCAGGAUAAUUUGAAAAGCCUGUACUGUUUUUCCUGUAACAGUAAUGGAUUUCAUACCAUCUUUACUGCUGUGGGAUAUUGCAACCUUUGGUGCAAGAUGAAAAACAUCAAUAUCAGGAAUCAAUGUUUUUUGGUUUGUUUCGAUGUUCUUUUUCAUCAGUACAUAAAUAUAGAUAUAUAUGGGGAUAUGGUAUUUAUUUAAUGGAAAAUGAAAUAUGUUUCAUAGUUGAUGUGUUACUAUUUCUGUAACUUGUGGAAGCCAUUUAGCUGUUUUCUCCCUGUUUCUCUUUUGUUUAUCUCUCUUUCUAUCUAUCUGGUGUUGUGUGUAUGUGUGAGUAAGUGUGUGUGCCUGUGUGUGUGUGUGUGUGUGUGUGUGUGUAUCAGUGGGUUGUGUAGCUCUUUAUGGUAUUGCCCGCUAGCAGCACACUAACACAUAUGUACUAAGUCCUUGCAAAGUCACUCAAGUCAGUCAAGCUCCUUGCAUGUGCUUGUUUGUAAAUAUAUCCAAUAAAGUAAUAAUCUAUA
This is a messenger RNA of Clupea harengus (Atlantic herring), 5120 nucleotides long. It is a transcript of the gene rusc1, whose product is annotated as RUN and SH3 domain-containing protein 1. NCBI's taxonomy places the organism in Eukaryota, Metazoa, Chordata, Actinopteri, Clupeiformes, Clupeidae. Bases 334 to 2238 code for a protein of 634 amino acids. The transcript is spliced from 10 exons. Gene Ontology annotation, cellular component: cytoplasmic vesicle. The record is from RefSeq and is a predicted model, not a curated record. Gene Ontology annotation, molecular function: protein binding.